This is a messenger RNA of Oncorhynchus tshawytscha (Chinook salmon), 5587 nucleotides long. RefSeq names its product kinesin heavy chain. The record is from RefSeq and is a predicted model, not a curated record. The transcript is spliced from 29 exons. Gene Ontology annotation, biological process: microtubule-based movement. Lineage: Eukaryota; Metazoa; Chordata; Actinopteri; Salmoniformes; Salmonidae. Bases 451 to 3573 code for a protein of 1040 amino acids. Gene Ontology annotation, molecular function: ATP binding; microtubule binding; microtubule motor activity.
CACGCCCUACGCUCCACACAGUAAAGCAGUCUCACCUUCAACCAGCCUGACCGACUGUGCCGCCAUCUAUCUGACAACGACGCAUCUGAGAAAAACAUCCGUGACUACGUCCAUCUUUCAAGAUUUAGCCAGAGGAGGAAUUGAGCAAAAAAUCUAUAUAUUCUUACAAGGAUGUAACCCAUUGCGAUUUUAAUUAGAAUUUACAUGGCCUAUUUUUGCUGCGACAUGCUCGAAGCAUCAUUUUUGGCCUCUAAAUUGUAGUUUAUCUGUUGUCAACUGUCAAGCGUUACUUCUGAGUUGAAAUAUUGUUCUACCUUUAAGACAUACGUUUAAGGACGUUUCUGGUUGCAUCUUAGCAGAUCGUUCAUUAUUUUACGAUCGACGGGCUGCAAAUUGCUUUAAUCUGAUUCUCGAUUAGUUUAUUCUAACCCCAUCCAUUGAAUUUGCGCAAUGGCCGAUGUAACCUCAGAAUGUAAUAUCAAAGUUUUGUGUCGCUUUCGCCCCCUGAAUCAAUCGGAGAUUCUGCGUGGGGAUCAAUUUAUCCCUACAUUUCAAGGAGAUGACAGUGUCAACGUUGGGGGGCGGUCCUAUGUGUUCGAUCGGGUUUUUCCCACCAACACCACUCAGGAGCAGGUCUACAAUGCCUGUGCUAAGCAAAUUGUCAAGGAUGUGCUGGGUGGAUACAACGGCACUAUUUUCGCAUAUGGACAGACUGCCUCUGGGAAGACUCACACCAUGGAGGGAAAACUGCAUGACCCCAAUCAGAUGGGCAUCAUCCCCAGGAUUGCAGAGGACAUCUUCAACCAUAUCUUUGGCAUGGAUGAGAACCUGGAGUUCCACAUCAAGGUUUCAUAUUUUGAAGUCUAUAUGGACAAAAUUCGUGAUCUCCUGGAUGUGACCAAGACUAACCUGGCUGUUCAUGAGGAUAAGAACAAGAUCCCAUAUGUAAAGGGUUGCACUGAGCGCUUUGUGUCCAGCCCUGAUGAGGUCAUGGAUGUCAUUGACGAGGGGAAAAACAACCGCCAUGUUGCCGUGACCAACAUGAAUGAGCACAGCUCUCGCAGUCACAGCAUCUUCCUGAUCAACAUCAAGCAAGAGCAUACGGAGACAGAGCAGAAGCUGUGUGGGAAACUCUAUCUGGUGGACUUGGCUGGUAGUGAGAAGGUCAGCAAAACCGGUGCUGCGGGCGCCGUCCUUGAUGAGGCCAAAAACAUCAAUAAGUCUCUGUCCGCUCUGGGCAACGUGAUAUCUGCUCUGGCUGAAGGGACGAAAACUCACGUGCCGUACCGUGACAGCAAGAUGACCCGUAUUCUGCAGGACUCUCUGGGGGGAAACUGUAGGACCACCAUGUUCAUCUGCUGCUCCCCCUCCAGCUACAACGAUGCCGAAACCAAAUCCACCCUGAUGUUCGGACAACGUGCUAAGACCAUCAGGAACACGGCGUCCGUCAACCUGGAGCUGACGGCCGAUCAGUGGAAGAGGAAGUACGAGAAGGAGAAGGAGAAGAACAAGACCAUGAAGGAGACCACCCAGAGGCUGGAGGCUGAGCUCAACCGCUGGAGGAACGGGGAGAACGUUCCUGAGACGGAGAGGACCACUGCUGACGUGGUGCGUCUGGAGUCGGUGGAGGAGCGGAGCCCCGUGUUGAUCCUGGACAACGACACCUCCUCCAUCGUGGUGCGUAUCUCCGAGGAAGAGCGUCAGAAAUACGAGGAGGAGAUCCGCAAGCUCUACAAGCAGUUGGAUGACAAGGAUGAUGAGAUCAAUCUGCAGUGUCAGUUGGUUGAGAAACUGAAGGAGCAGAUGCUGGAUCAGGAUGAGCUGCUGGCAUCUUCUCGUGGGGAUGGGGACAAGGUGCAGGCAGAGCUGGGUCGUCUACAGGUGGAGAGCAGCUGUGCCAAGACAGAGGUGAAGGAGGUGCUGCAGGCCCUGGAGGAGCUGGCCAUCAACUAUGACCAGAAGAGCCAGGAGGUGGAGGAGAAGGGCCUGCAGAACCAGCUGCUGGCCGACCAGUUGGCCCAGAAGAUGGCCAGUCUGAUGGAGCUGGAGGCGGAGCUAUCUCACAUGCAGGAAGUGAGUGGUCAGCAGAGGAAGCGCAUCGCUGACGUCCUCAACGGCCUGAUGAGGGACCUAAGUGAGUUCAGCACCAUCGUGGGCAACGGGGAGAUCAAGCUGCCGGUGGAGAUCAGCGGGGCGAUUGAGGAGGAGUUCACGGUGGCCCGUCUCUACAUCAGUAAGAUCAAGUCGGAGGUCAAGUCCAUGGUGAAGCGCUGUCGCCAGCUGGAGAACCUGCAGCUGGAGUGUCAUCGCAAGAUGGAGGAGACAGGCCGCGAGCUCUCCUCCUGCCAGCUCCUCAUCUCACAGCAUGAAGCCAAGAUCCGGUCUUUGACGGAGUACAUGCAGAGUGUAGAGCUAAAGAAGAGGAUGCUGGAGGAGAGCCACGACUCCCUCAGCGAGGAGCUGGCCAAGCUGCAGGACCAAGAUAACUCUCUGCUUGAAGAGAAGGAUGGAGAGAAGGGUGAGACAGAGGAGGGUAACGUCAAGAAGGUUCCUCGGCAGCAGGGGGAGGAGUCUCACCGUGGUCUACACCACAUGCAGAUGGCCCGUCUCCGGGAUGAGAUCAAUGAGAAGCAGAGGAUCAUCGAUGACCUCACUGAUCAUAACCAGAAGCUGCAGAUUGAGUUGGCUCAGGUGCUUGCCGACUUUGACCGUCUGAAGAGCGUGGACAGCAGCAAGAGCGAGCGGCUGGAGGAGCUGUCAUUUCUACAUGAGCGCCAUGAGCAGACCAAGCAGGAUCUCAAAGGGCUGGAGGAGACUGUCGCCCGGGAGCUCCAGACCCUCCACAACCUGCGCAAGCUGUUCGUUCAAGACCUCACGUCGCGGGUUAAAAAAAGUACCGAAAUGGAACCUGAUGAUAGUGGGGGGUCUUGCACCCAGAAACAGAAGAUUUCCUUUCUUGAGAAUAACCUGGACCAGCUUACAAAGGUUCACAAACAGCUGGUUCGUGACAAUGCAGAUCUGCGCUGUGAGCUUCCAAAGUUGGAGAAACGUCUUCGGUCUACUGCUGAGAGAGUUAAGGCCCUGGAGACGGCACUGAGGGACGCCAAGGAGGGCGCCAUGAUCGACAGGCGUCGCUACCAGCAGGAAGUGGACCGCAUCAAAGACGCCAUGAGAACCAAGAACACUCUGAGACGCCCCCAUGCAGCACAGAUCGCCAAACCAGUGCGCCCGAAGCAGCUGCCAGUGUGUUCUCCUACCAACCCGUUCUACACACAUGUCAGUGAGCCGGCCAACACCUACUGUAAUGCCCUGUUCCAGAGUGCCAUCACAGAACAGACCACCGUACCUAACUCUCAGCUCAGCUCCGUCCAGACAAACAUCAGAGUGUCCACAGGACUGGGUAACAGAGCAGUCAACCCCACAGACAUGCUCGAAUCUUACCCACUCAACAUAGACAGGGAUAACGGAAACACCGUAGACAUCAAUGACAACAGGAGUGAUGGGCACUGUGGCAGUGAGGUGGAGGACCCAGGCAGACUGUACAUCAUUCAGCAGGAGACUGCUGCAAGUUAAUGCCAUGAUGACCAAAUACUGUAUUCAGGACCGCUCCCAUAUAUUUGCAUGCAGCCGUCUAGCUUCCCUCCCCCUGCACCCAUACCUGGCCAUGGAUUCUCCCCUGUAGUCCCAAGCUCAGCCCCAUGCUCCCAAUGGCGACCACCCUCACACUCCUGUGAUUAGAACACAUCGUAAUGUAUACUCCUGUAGAGGUAUUGACCAGCACUGUUUCUGUGUAUGUACAGUUCCACUUUACUCUACAGUGGCAUCAUAAUGCUGACCUAUAGCACCGUCAUAACCAUGCCCUGGCGCCUCUCCUAUAAGACGUUAUGCCAGCCUACAACAAAGGAUCUCACUCUGCAUGUUGCCCAGCUAGCUGAGUAGCCAACUAAAUCUGUGCAUGUUUCAUGACAGUGUUACUCAAUUUGCUUUAAACUGUCAUGAACCACCACGGUGGUAUUGACAGAUGUCAUGUAGAGUUUAUGAUGCUGUUGUAUUAGCUGUAUGAUGUCAUUGUCCAGUCAGUACUGAGGCAUGUGGAACUCAGCCAUGCCCUAUGCCCUUUAGAGUCUAACCCAGCCUUAAUAAUAAUGACAGUUGAUUUCACAUGAUCAUAACAUGCAGUCAUGUGUGUACAUAUAUAGAAGUACAGUAUCUGUGUAUUUACUACCUCUGGAUCUACUGAUACAACUUAUCAACUUAAAUCAUUAUUCCAACAUGUUGUUAUAUUAGUGGAUUGUAAAGGCAGUGAAGGGAGCUGUUAUGUCCUGUCAACUGAUUUGUUUGUACAAAGAUUCCUCCUCCUAAACAUCAUGAAGUAAGGUAUGAUGUUAUUGAUGAGAUAGUCACAUCUCUAUUUUAAAAUGGUACCCCUUCUACCUGCUCUGUGUAUUCUGUUAUAGGGCACAACAUCCUGCCAACAUUUCCCAACCCCUAUAAAAAAAAAACAUUAUUCAAUAUACCACAAAACACCUCCUGGAUGUGUUUUUAAACUGCUCCCAACCGAGCUGCCACCAGUAUGGGGUUUGAAAGCAUUUUAUUUGAUUGUAACAGUGGCAUGUUAGUAAUGGCAGCUUACCAAUGUGAACUUUACAUGGUCCUGUGCUCUGCUGUGUUUUCUCAGUCAGAAUCCUGAUCAACCAAUCGGGACAGAGAAAACCAGCAGCUGCUGGAGCUGUGAUUGGGAGACCAAGGUCUUUUGACAAGUACUGUACAGUAGAGUUGGUUCACUAACUAGCCAGACUGUACAGUGUUUACUUCAGGUCUAUCUAACAGACACUAUGACCUAGAAUUUGGCCUGCUAAUGACUGACACCUAGAGCACCUCAGGAUCUCUGAUUGAUAACAGUGUGUUGUGGGGCCAGGGCCACUUAUAUCUUUCAAAUCCUUUUGGCUGCAUAAUUGCUAAUUACUGAAGAAAGUGAUGAGAUAAAGUAACAGUUUGAAAAACUCAUUAUCCCCUCCACUUGGAUAAAUUAAAGACUGAAUUAUUUCAAACCAGACCUGCCCCCAAAGAUUAUUUAGAUUCCCAUUUGAGGUCAUUUUUGGAUGUAACAAGUUUGAGAAAUUGUACCAGAUAUUCGACUGUCUGACUUUAGCAUAUCUAAAAUAUGUGAUUAUAUUGUUAAACUUGUAAGCAUAACAGCAUAUCAUUAUGUAGUAAAAUGAAAAAAUGACACACAUAAUAUUACUUUGUUAGGGAACCAUAAUGUGUACUGUAUGUAUUUAUAUAUUUCUGUAGGCCUAUAUGCUCAUUGUGUGAUUCAUCGUGCGACAUGCAUAUUUUUGUAUAUACUCAUUAAAAUAUGUGAAUCAUUAUGUUGUAGUUGGCAGAAAAUAAACCCUUACAGAAAUAAGUUCAUAGAAGAAAAUCAUGUCCAAAGAAUCAUUGUGUUGUGAAAACUUUUGGACUGUGUAUUGUGUGAGCGAAGACUGUCCGAAUGGUUACUGAGUGAGUGCACAAUACAGUGCAUUAGGAAAGUAUUCAGACCCCUUGACUUUUUCCAUAUUUCGUUACGUUACAGCCUUAUUCU